Messenger RNA from Trematomus bernacchii (emerald rockcod), 3368 nucleotides. It is a transcript of the gene csnk1e, whose product is annotated as casein kinase 1, epsilon. Gene Ontology annotation, molecular function: ATP binding; protein serine/threonine kinase activity. Bases 252 to 1553 code for a protein of 433 amino acids. The record is from RefSeq and is a predicted model, not a curated record. The transcript has 12 exons. Lineage: Eukaryota; Metazoa; Chordata; Actinopteri; Perciformes; Nototheniidae. Gene Ontology annotation, cellular component: cytoplasm; nucleus. Gene Ontology annotation, biological process: peptidyl-serine phosphorylation; signal transduction; endocytosis.
CUCAGUGUCUGCUUUCGGCAUUUUUCCUCCCCAAAAAACACUCAAAUAUCCUCACAGAGAAUCUUCCAGGCGCUUCUGUCUGCUGUAUUUUUUUUUGCAAGGGGUUCGUUUUCUUUCGGAAGUGUUCGGGUUCGGGUUUCCGAGGUUAUGAGCCGUCCGAAGCCGCUUUGGAGCGUCGCUGUCCGGGGUCCUGAGUGAGAGACAGCCACAGGAAACCUGACAUAACCCGUGAGUUGAAAAGCUCGGCAGCCAUGGAGCUGAGGGUGGGGAACAAGUACCGCCUCGGGAGGAAGAUCGGGAGCGGAUCCUUCGGAGAUAUUUACCUCGGCUCUAACAUCGCUACAGGAGAGGAAGUGGCCAUAAAGCUGGAAUGUGUGAAAACCAAACACCCACAGCUCCACAUUGAGAGCAAGUUCUACAAGAUGAUGCAGGGCGGAGGUGUAUCACAAGUGGGAAUCCCGUCUAUAAAGUGGUGCGGAGCUGAAGGCGACUACAACGUGAUGGUGAUGGAGCUGCUGGGUCCCAGUCUGGAGGAUCUGUUCAACUUCUGCUCCCGCAAGUUCAGCCUGAAGACCGUCCUGCUGCUGGCCGACCAGAUGAUCAGCAGGAUUGAAUACAUCCACUCCAAGAACUUCAUCCACCGAGACGUGAAGCCCGACAACUUCCUGAUGGGUCUCGGUAAGAAGGGCAACCUGGUGUACAUCAUCGACUUCGGCCUCGCCAAGAAGUACCGCGACGCCCGAACGCACCAGCACAUCCCGUACCGCGAGAACAAGAACCUGACCGGCACCGCCCGCUACGCCUCCAUCAACACACACCUGGGCAUCGAGCAGUCGAGGCGAGACGACCUGGAGUCUCUGGGCUACGUCCUGAUGUACUUCAACCUGGGCUCUCUGCCCUGGCAGGGCCUCAAGGCCGCCACCAAGAGGCAGAAGUACGAACGCAUCAGUGAGAAGAAGAUGUCCACCCCCAUCGAGGUGCUCUGCAAGGGAUACCCCUCUGAGUUCUCCACCUACCUGAACAUGUGUCGCUCGUUGCGGUUCGACGACAAGCCGGACUACUCGUACCUGCGGCAGCUCUUCAGAAACCUCUUCCACCGACAGGGCUUCUCCUACGACUACGUCUUCGACUGGAACAUGCUGAAGUUUGGAGCCAGCAGGACGAAGGAGGAAGGAGCGAGGGAGAGGAGGGAGGGGAAAGAGGGGAACGAGGGGAAAGCGGGGAAAGAGGGUGAGGAGCGAGCGGGAGGAGGUCAGAGAGCAGCUGGAGGUCGAGCUCUGCCUCCUGGACCCAGCCCGGCAGCCGCUAACAGAGUCAGGAACGAGGCGGACCCUGCGCCCUCCACCCCGGCCCCGCGGGGGGUCCAGCCGUCAGGUAACCGCUCCCCUCAGGCGGGCAGAGCAGAGCGAGCUGAGCGAGAGAGGAAGGUGGCCAUGAGGCUGCAUCGUGGAGCUCCAGCCAACGUCUCCUCCUCCGACGUCACUGCACGCCUCGAGCAGUCUCGCUUAACUGCCUCACAGGUCAGUGUGCCGUUUGAACAUCUGGCAAAAUGAAUUCCUCCUGGCCUGCAGGUCAGUGGCAGCAGCUGCAGGGUGUUAAAUAGCCCUUAAUUUUCGAGUGGAUGAAUGAAGAGAUGAAUGAGUUUCUGAGGACCAGAGGAGCAGCAGGAGGCGUUUCGGGCCUUUUAAAGAGGGAAUGGAGGCCGUCCGUGUGUCUGUCAGUGUGCUGUGUGAACAGUGGUGACCAGGAAGAGCCGGAGAAACACUGAGAUGUUAAAAAAAAGCGGGACACACAAAAAAACUCUUCGCUGGAUCUGAUUGGUUCUGCUUUGUUCCGGGUUGUGGCCGCACGAGGAAGUGGGUCAAACAGGCCCCGCCCUCUUCUUCACUCAUCUUCACCUGCCCAUCGACUCGAGGCUCAACUUGCAAAAAAAUCCAUCAAAGUGCACAAAACGGACUAAAUUGAAGUUAUUCUGUGGUUUACACCUGUGAUAAAAAAAUGUAAAAUCAGCUAUAAAACCUGCUAAUGUUUAAGAGCUACAUCCGCUGCUUAUGGUGUUCUUGAUUAUUAACAAAUAUGUAAACAACUAUGGAGACAAACAGUGUAUUCAGGCUUGGAUCAAAGAGUGUGUGAGAGGCUGCUUUUCGUCAAUAUGUGUCGGUGUCUGUCUGUGUUACUGUCUUAAGUGUUCGUUUUAGUUUGCUUUAGAAAGCCUAAAGGAUGGAGGAGAUUAGAGUGACUGUGGAUGAAUUAUAACAGAAGAAUAGUCCCAAUUAAAACGGAAAGGGAGAGCCAUGAGGAUUGUACGAUAUGAUAAAGCCUUUAGCGUGCCAUGUAUGAAAAGACUAGAGAAUGUUUUAACAUAUUCAAUGGUGAACACGUUUGUAUUAUUGUUUUUUAGUUCUUUUUCAUUUUUUACUACAUGUAUAAUGUGUAGAUACCUCAAAAUGACAAGAAAGAGAUGUAAGAAAGGGCCACAAAUCAUCCAAUACAACUAAUGACCACAAAACGACUCCAAGCUAUAGGCUACACAAGGAGCAAAAACGACCACAGACAAAACAUAAUUUGAGAAAGUUAUAAAAUGAACAAUUUUUUAUUAUAGUUUUUUAUUUUAGCUUCUUUUAUUUCGUUUUAUACUACAUUUAAAAUGUAUAGAUACCUCAAAAAGACCACGAAGAGACACAAAGUUACUCCAAUUAAUGGCAACUAAAGGAGAAAAACGACCACAGACAAACAAUGACUUGAGAAAGUUAUAAAUAUUGAUGGUAGACAAGUUUGUAUUAUUGUUUUUUACAUUUGCUUUUUUUGUUUUGUUUCAUACUACAUGUUAAAUGUGUGUAUACCUCCAAAUGACUACAAAAACACCACAAAUACAUUCAUAACAUCUACAAAGAAACACAAAAUGACCCAGAAGUAAAGGCUAUGAAAAACCAGAGAUGAAACUAUAACUUGAGACAGUUCUACGAUCUUGGUGGUGAACAAGUCUGUAUUAUUGGUUUUUACUUUUGGCUUUUAUUCCCCUUUGUUUUGAAUACAUGUAAAAUGUGUACAUACCUUUUGGCAGAAUGAGACAGAUUGUUUAAAGUUUGAGCUGGAGAGAGAAAUGUUGACCUGACGGCGCUGGGUAAAACGUGAAACACACACUUUAACCCUUGGAGUCUGCCAGAUGUGUGUGUUUUGUUUCUCAGUGUGGCGGGCAAUGACAGAGAGGUUCCUGUUCAUAUUUAUUGACGAGUGUUUGGACCCAGGUCUGUCAGGAGGGACGGAUUUCAACGAUGGGAUGGAGCUGACAUUUCUUCUUCACCAUGCUUCAACUUUAUUACUAUGAUGUUUGUGUAUAUUUUCUGAAUCAAUUAAAGUAUACACAG